Arabis nemorensis is the source of this 2094-nucleotide messenger RNA. The record is from the annotation of a GenBank genome assembly. Lineage: Eukaryota; Viridiplantae; Streptophyta; Magnoliopsida; Brassicales; Brassicaceae.
AUGCUACGCUCAAUAUCACUCUUACCCAAGUGGGUUUCUCCGAUUAGUAGAUUUGUGUUUCUUCAGAGAUGCGUCCGAUUUACGACAAUCCAAAAAUUGUUUUUUUCCCCCAAAGGCGACGAUUACGCUGCUUCGAGCUCGUGCUUAAUUCUUCUAAGUAAGUGCACAAACAUUGAUUCUCUGAGGAAUGUUCACGGAGUUUUAACUGGAAAUGGACUUAUGGGUGAUCUCUUGUGUGCCACUAAGGUCGUUAGUUUGUAUGGUUCUUUUGGGUAUACUAAAGAUGCACGCUUGGUGUUCGAUCAAAUUCCUGAACCAGAUUUUUAUUCAACCAAGGUCAUGCUCAGAUGUUAUGUCUUGAAUCAUGAGAGUGUUGAAGUCAUAAAGUUUUAUGAUUUUAUGAUGAAACAGGGGUUCGUGUAUGAUAAUAUUGUUUUUUCGAUGGCUUUGAAAGCGUGUACUGAGCUGCAGGAUUUAGACAAUGGGAAGAAGAUACACUGCCAGAUCGUUAAGGUGCCAAGUUCUGAUGAUGUUGUAUUGACAGGUCUCUUGGAUAUGUAUGCUAAGUGCGGAGAAAUCGAGAGUGGUUAUAAAGUUUUUGACGGUAUUACCUUGAGAAAUGUGGUUUGUUGGACUUCGAUGAUUGCUGGGUAUGUUAAAAAUGACUUGUACGGAGAAGGGUUUGCUCUGUUUAAUCGGAUGAGGGAAAGCUCUGUUUCGGGUAAUGAAUAUACUUACGGUACUCUAAUGAUGGCUUGCACAAAGCUCGGUGCUUUACAUCAAGGAAAGUGGUUUCAUGGUUGUUUGAUCAAGAGCGGUAUAGAGCUCAGGUCAUGCUUGGUGACAUCUCUUCUCGAUAUGUAUGUCAAGUGUGGUGACGUAAGCAAUGCUCGUCGGAUCUUUAACUACCAUUCUCACGUUGAUCUCGUCAUGUGGACAGCUAUGAUUGUAGGAUACACCCAUAACGGAUGUGCCGACAAGGCCCUGAGCUUGUUUCAGAAAAUGAAAGGGGUUGGAAUCAAGCCUAAUUGUGUUACCAUUGCAAGUGUCUUAUCAGGUUGCGGUCUGAUUGGGAAUCUUGAACUGGGAAGAUCAGUUCAUGGCAUAUCCAUCAAAGUUGGUAUUUGGGAUACUAAUGUUGCAAAUGCUCUGGUUCACAUGUAUGCUAAGUGUUACCAGAAUGGAGAUGCUAGGUACGUGUUUGAAAUGGAGUCGGAGAAAGAUAUAGUCGCGUGGAAUUCUAUAAUAUCCGGGUUUUCACAAAACGGCUCUGUCCAUGAAGCUUUGUUUCUGUUCCAUCGGAUGAAUGCAGAAUCCGUGACGCCUAAUGGUGUAACAGUUGCGAGUCUCUUCUCUGCCUGUGCUUCCCUUGGGUCUCUAGUUGUAGGUUCCUCGCUUCAUGCUUAUUCAAUGAAAUUGGGUUUCUUGGCAUCAUCCAGUGUUCAUGUUGGUACUGCACUCCUGGACUUCUAUGCCAAAUGCGGGGAUGCCGAAUCUGCUCGUAUUGUUUUCGAUACUAUAGAGGAUAAAAAUACAAUCACAUGGAGCGCUAUGAUCGGAGGCUACGGAAAGCAAGGGAACACGAAAGGGUCCGUUGAGCUAUUUGAAGAGAUGCUGAAAAAACAACAAAAGCCGAACGAAUCAACCUUCACUUCCAUUUUAUCAGCUUGUAGUCACACAGGGAUGGUUAAUGAAGGGAAGAAGUACUUCAGCUCAAUGUACAAAGAUUAUAACUUCACGCCUUCCACGAAACACUACACAUGUAUGAUUGAUAUGCUAGCUCGAGCAGGUGAGCUUGAGCAAGCCUUAGACGUCAUUGAGAAGAUGCCGAUUCAACCAGACGUGAGAUGUUUCGGAGCAUUUCUCAACGGAUGUGGAAUGCAUUCAAGAUUUGAUCUUGGGGAGAUUGUGAUUAAGAAGAUGCUCGAUUUAAAUCCUGAUGAUGCAUCUUAUUAUGUCCUCAUAUCUAAUUUAUAUGCAUCGGAUGGAAGAUGGAGUCAGGCGAAAGACGUGAGAAAUCUGAUGAAUCGAAAAGGCCUUAGCAAGAUCCCAGGCCAUAGCACUAUGGAAUCAGAGUUCGUAGCAGUUCAUUAG